Messenger RNA from Budorcas taxicolor (takin), 3159 nucleotides. RefSeq names its product guanylate cyclase D-like. Gene Ontology annotation, biological process: intracellular signal transduction; protein phosphorylation; receptor guanylyl cyclase signaling pathway. The record is from RefSeq and is a predicted model, not a curated record. Gene Ontology annotation, molecular function: protein kinase activity; ATP binding; peptide receptor activity. Lineage: Eukaryota; Metazoa; Chordata; Mammalia; Artiodactyla; Bovidae.
AUGCUGCUGCAUGGAAAGGCCCGCCAGCCCCGCCUGGGCCUGUGGGGGGCCACUCUCAGCCUUCCGAGCACAGUCCCUUCCCUGCCACUUCUCUCUGUGCUGCUUUGGGGUGCUCUCCGGUGGGCUGGCUCCCUCCCUGAUCGGGCCUGGGGGACAGAGACCUUCACUCUGGGGGUGCUGGGUCCCUGGGACUGUGACCUCAUCUUUGCCCAGGCCCUCCCCAGUGUGGCUGCCCAGCUGGCUGUGGACCCCAACCAGGACCGCUCACUGAUGCUGGGCUCACGCCUGGCUUCCAUGGUUCUUCCCAUGGGCUGGGACAGCCCUAGUGCCCUGGCCACAUUCCUGGCCCACAAGAACACCAUGGCUGCUUUCGUGGGUCCUGUCAGUCCUGGUAACUGUCCAGCUGCAGCUCUGCUGGCCCGAGGCUGGGGCAAGACCCUCUUCUCCUGGGCGUGUGGGGAUGCAGGGGGAGGAGGUGAGCUGGUGCCCACCUUGCCUUUGGCUGUCCACGUGCUGCUCUCUGUCAUGAGACACUUUGGCUGGGCUCACGUGCCCAUCGUGUCCUCCCAUCAGGACAUCAGGCUGGCUACUGCCCAGCAGGUGGCCAUACUCAGGACACACGGGCUGCCUGUGGGGCUGGUGACCUCUCUGGGACCUGGGGAGCAGGGGGCCACGGAGGUCCCGAAGCAGCUUUGCAGUGUGGAUGGCCUGAAAACCCCGGACUCUCACCCGGUUGUGGUGCUGUGCAUGCACUCAGCGCCUGGAGGCUCCAAGCAGACCGCCCUGCUGAGCAGGCCAUGGGCCCGGGGCCUGACAGACGGGAGGCUGGCCUUCCUGCCCUACGACACGCUGCUCUUCACCUUGCCCUCCCGUGACCGCUCCUAUCGGGCCCUGGGCGCUGGCGGGCCCCUGCAGGAGGCGUGCGAUGCUGCGCUGCCCAUCAGCUUGGAGUCUAGCCUCAGAGACAAGGCCUUUGAAGCUUCUGGGGCAGAUGGAGAGGCGGCUGGGCACCUGGAGCCAGAGCAGGUGUCCCCGCUCUUUGGAACCAUCUGUGAUGCUGUUGUCCUGCUGGCCCACGCCCUGAGCCGCUCUGAGAGCCAUGGGGCAGGACUCUCAGGGGCCCACUUGGGGGACCACACAGGGCCUCUGGAUGUGGCUGGCUUUAGCCAGAGGAUCUGGACAGAUGAGAAGGGGAGGAGGCUGGCUCAGUACGUCAUUUUGAACACAGGUGGUCGGGGAAGCCAGCUGGUUCCCACCCACAUCCUGGACACAGACCCAUGGCAAGUGAAGCCCCUGAACAGAGCUAUCCACUUUCCAGGAGGAGCCCCUCCAGCUUGCAAUUCCAGCUACUGGUUUGACCCUAAUACACUACGCAAGGGGCAGCCCCCCGGAGGCCUCCUUGUACUGGCCCUGGCCUGUGUCCUGGGGCUGGCCGGCAGGGCCCUCACUUGCCUCAUCAGAUGGAGCAUCUGGCAGCUGCAGCUGGUGCAGGGCCCCCACCGGGAGGCCUUGCACCUUCAUCCAGCAGCCCCUGAGCAGACAGCUGUUGACCACACCUAUCGCCUCCAGAGGCUGCAGAUGGACAGUGUGAGUGAAUCAAGAAAUAUGGCAGAUGGCGGGAGUCUGAGGUCUGUGGCUCAGCGGUCAGCAAGGAGCCUACCGGCCCUCCAGGAGCCCGCCAACAUGGCUCUGUACCAGGGAGAGUGGGUGUGGCUGAAGAGAUUUGAAGGUGAAACAGCCCCUGAGCUGCGGCCAAGCUGCCUUAGGGUCCUAAGAAAUAUGCGGGAGCUGCGGCAUGAGAACAUCACCACCUUCCGGGGCUUCUAUGGCCCCUGGGUUAGUGCUCUGGUGUUGGAGCACUGCGCUCAGGGCAACCUGGAGGACCUGCUGAGGAAUGAGGCUCUGCGGCUGGACUGGACCUUCAAGGCCUCCCUGCUGCUGGAUUUGAUCCAUGGGGAGCGGUAUCUACACCAUCAGCAUUUCCCUCAUGGCAGCCUCAAGUCCCGAAACUGCGUGGUGGAUGGGCACUUUGUGCUGAAGCUCACUGACCACGGUUAUGCGGAGCUUCUGGAUGCUCAGGGCUCCCCGCCCCAGCCAGCCCCAGAGGAGCUGCUGUGGACGGCUUCAGAGCUGCUGCAGGGGCCCGGAGCACCCAGGCGGGGCACCUUCAGAGGAGACGCCUUCAGCAUCGGCAUUACCCUGCAGGAGGCACUGACUCGAGGCCCGCCUUACGGUUCCUCGGGGCUCCCAGCGGAACAAAUCAUCAGGAAGGUGGUAUCUCCCCGUCCCCUGUGCCAGCCCCUGGUGGCCCCUGGCCACGGGCCACCUGAGUGCAUCCAGCUAAUGGAGCAGUGCUGGGAGGAGGCUCCAGAGGACAGACCCAGUCUGGACCAGAUCUAUAGCCAGUUCAAAAGCAUCAACCAAGGCAAGAAGACCAGUGUUGCUGACCCUAUGCUGCGGAUGCUGGAGAAGUAUUCCCAAAGCCUGGAGGACCUGAUCCGGGAGCAGACUGAGGAGCUGGAGCUGGAGAGAGAGAGGAUAGAAAGGUUGCUCUCUCGGAUGCUGCCCCUGUGAUCUUUGACUGAAGCUCUGAAGAUGGGGGCAGCUGUGGAGCCAGAGUCCUUUGAUCAGGUUACCAUAUACUUCAGUGACAUGGGCUUUACCACCAUCGCAUCCCUGAGUGAGCCCGUUGAGGUGGUGGGCUUGCUCAAUGACCUCUACACACUGUUUGAUGAGGUUCUGAGCAACCAUGAUGUGUAUAAGGUGGAGACCAUUGGGGAUGCUUACAUGGUGGCCUUGGGACUGCCCAGGUGCAACGGGAGCCGGCACGCGGCCGAGAUUGCCAACAUGGCCCUGGACACCCUCAGCUCUGUGGGCGACUUCCUGAUGAGGCGUGUGCCAACUGUGCUGAUUUGCAUCAGGGCUGGCCCUCACUCACGGCCCUGCGUGGCAGGGGUCGUGGGUGUCACCAUGCCUCGGUAUUGCCUCUUUGGGGACACUCUUAACACCACAUCCCGGAUGGAGUCUACAGGGCUGCCAUACAGAAUUCAUGUCAGCAGAAGCACCUUCGAGACACUGCUCAGCCUUGAUGAAGGCUACAGAAUUGACAUCAGAGGGCAGACUGAGAUAAAGAUGAGAGACUUUCUUUCCCGGGAUUGA